Molecule: messenger RNA, 830 nt
Organism: Lotus japonicus
Lineage: Eukaryota; Viridiplantae; Streptophyta; Magnoliopsida; Fabales; Fabaceae
Product: thioredoxin-like protein CXXS1
Exons: 3
Coding region: 178-558 (126 amino acids)
Source: RefSeq, a predicted model, not a curated record
AGGAUAAACUUCGGUGAGUAGCGAAUGACAGGAUAAACUUCUAUGAGUAGCCUUUAAAUAACAGAAUUGAUUCUGAGAAAAAAUAAGCUUCCAACACGGUAGUCUCAUAUUUCCUCCCAGAGCAUUUUAUAUAUAAGCACACUUUUGAAAAAGAAGCAGAAACAGAAGAAGAAAGAAAUGGCAGGGAAACAACAGCUCAAAAAGUCCAAGGUUGUGAAAAUUGACUCACAGAAAUCAUGGGAACACCACAUCACUGAUGCUACAAUUAAAGGCUGUCCUGUUAUGGUUCAUUUCUCUGCUUAUUGGUGUGUGCCUUCUAUUGCUAUGAACCCUUUCUUUGAAGAACUGGCCUCCACCUAUCAAGGUGUAAUCUUUCUGAAGGUGGAUGUGGACGAGGUUAAGGAAGUUGCCUCCAAGUUCCAAAUCAAAGCCAUGCCUACCUUUUUGUUGAUGAGUGGAGGAGCUCCAGUAGAUAAAACUGUGGGAGCAAAUUCAGAUGAGAUAAGGAAAAAAAUUGAUCAUUUUAUUCACCAAACUCAUUCCUCCAAAUCAAUCUGAUGCAUGAACACAUAAAGCAAAGUUUGCCAGUCAGUUGUAAAUUAAGACCCAUAAGUGUUUGUUUUUAAAACGUUUUCAAUUACAAUUCAUUUCUUGUGUGUCAUAUAUUCCAAGUAAUAGUACUGCUGUUGCUUUUUUUUUUUUUUUUUUUUGAAAGUGUUGCUUUAUUUAUUUAUUUAUGAAAUGAUUGGAGUGGAUUUGAAAUGGCAAGUUGAUGUAUUGGAAAAAGGUAUUUUAUUGUAUAUCUUCAGAAUGCUGUUUUCCUCUUUUAA